Messenger RNA from Pelobates cultripes (western spadefoot toad), 43045 nucleotides. The record is from the annotation of a GenBank genome assembly. NCBI's taxonomy places the organism in Eukaryota, Metazoa, Chordata, Amphibia, Anura, Pelobatidae.
AUGGACAAGUCUUUGCUGAUCUGUCUCCUUUUAUUUCCUGGGAUAUGCCUCUCCUCAUUUGUAAGUUUCUUUUUUUUAUAUACAAUCCUGCUGUUUGUACUGUCUACAAAUUCUUAAUCAAUUUGUUCUAGAUAACUCAUGUUAACACUUUGCUUAGUGCAGUAAUACCUAGCCUUUUUUUGAUAGGGACCCGAAUAAUAAGCAUCACCUGAUCUUCACGACUUUUUAAAAUGUUCUCACACAUUCUUCAAAUGUUAUGUGAUAUUUAACACAACUAACUACGUAAAACUCUAGUAUAGUAUUAGCAGUGUCUCAGAGGAACUCCAUUGCACUUAUGAAGGCAAAGUAAUAUAAACUAAUUUAUUGUGAGCAGGUGCAGGUUGUGUCCUUAUCAACAUCAGACCAGGGAUUAUGAAACACUGCUGUAUUGAAUAACCUAAAAAUAUUGUAACCUAAAAUUUUGUCAAUAUACACAGUGCUGGAUUUAGAGCCUAUUGGGGCUUGUGAUGAUGACUGUAAUGGGUCUUAUAUAGAGAAUCAUAUAUUAUUAUUAUUGUUAUUAUUAUUGGCAUUUAUAUAGGGUUAACUUAUUCCGCAGCGCUUUACAAUAGUGUAAAGGUGGAAAUUUAACAAUAAAUUAGACAAUUACAAAAUGUUACUGAAAAAAUAGGUUAAUGAGGACCCUGCUCAAAUGAGUUGGGUCCUAGGGUACCAGACUUAAAUGCUCUAAAACAGUCAUACAUCUCAAGUGUCUAGUAUCUGGUUUGAGUGCUGGAGGGAUAGUCUCCCCUUUCUCUCUUAUUAUCUCUCAACCCAUCUAUCUGCCUGUCUUACAAGUGCCACAGUUCUGAUCUCCUCUCUCUUCUAUCACAAACUUGGAAUCCUCUCUAAUGAGGAGUUUCUUAUCUGCUCCUCUCCUUCCCUUCUUACUAGAACGCAGACACUUGCUCCCGGAAUGCAGGCUGAGACAGAGAAAGAGGUGGAUGUAGUGUAGUGUGUAGAGUUUUUUUUUUUUUUUUAAAUGAAUAAUGUCCCAUAGGGCAUUAUUCUUUAUGUCUUCCCUUCCUGAUCGCUAGUUAGUUUUUAAAAUAAGUAUUACUUACCUGAAAUCCAGCGCCAAGCAAAGGUCCCAGCGCUGCUUUCUACUCCCCCUGCUGAUGUUGCGGCAGCUGACUCGAGGUCCAAUCAAAGAUUCCUCAUAGAGAAGCCUUUGAUUGGACCAUUAAGCCAGCUCAGAGGUAAUGUGUGUGCUUUGAGCAAGCAAGAGGAGGGGGAGAGGGAGGGAGGGAAAGGAGAGAAAAAGAGAGGGAGCCAAAAUAAAGAAUCAAUAGAUGGAAUGGGGGGAGGGCCGCAGGCUGGAAGGGAGGGGACACUAUAUGAAAUGGCUAUAAAGGAGCGCAUGUGUUUUCUCUGAUUCAGCAGAGGCGAAGGAGAGAGAGGGAGAGGAAAGAGCCAAAAAAUAAUCAAUAGAUGGGAUGGGGAGAUGGUAUGGCGGCAUGCAGGGAGAGAUGGGAACAUAAGACUUCCCUUAAUCACAUUAUGUCUGUUGCCAGCUUAUAGUGCAUGAGAUGAGAGAAUAUGAGAACUGAGAAUGGGCAAAAGCUUAGAGAAACUCGGUAGCUUUUCCUUCCACAAUUCCUACUCGGGUUCUGUGCUGCUAAUGUCAUGUGUGCUGGGGAUGCAACUAGCGCCCAGGACACAAUGGCAAAUUAUUCUGUAUUUGCAGUGCUUCAAGCUGAAACACUGCACAUCCAGACUCCUACCACCAUGACCACUUAAAAAAGCAGAAGCAGUCAUGGUGGUUGGAGACCCUAUAGCUAUUUUACAGUCAACCAGUCCACACAAGUUUGUUCCCUUGCAUCCCUCCUAAGUCCCCACACUCAUUUCCCUCUGCAUAACAUUAUAGAGCAAGGGCAUAGUAUGAAUGAAAAAAAACAAAAAAACAUUUUUAAGUAUUAAUGAACCUAUUCCAUAAUCCUGGAACUGCAGCUUCAUUAACCCAUUAACUCAUAUAUUAAUCUGGCCCUGAAGAGAACAGCUAGGAGGCUGCUACCUCUUCUUUGACAAUUACUGCUUUGCUUUUUGCGUAUAGCCCUAUAAUUUCUGGUAUUUGUUCAUUAUACUCCACCAGACAGGGAAAGUGUUUUCACUUUGAAACAAAACAAAGCCAAACAAAUGAGGCCAAUGUGUUGCCAAUUAACAGGAAUCCCGUGUUAGCGGAAGUAUAAUUGACAAGUUUUCAAAUGUUAGAAUUUAAUCACCCUGACAAACAUUUUUUUAAAAUUCAAAAUACACAGCACAAUACUAUUUAACAUUUGUGAAAUUGAUUAGCUAGUGCUGUUUAUUUAGAGCCUUUCCUUAUAUGAAAACAGCAUGGUUUAACUUCUUUGUUAAUUGACUGCUUUAGUUGUUUUGGUAUUAAAAUAAAUAGUGUAAAAUUGUGUUUGGUUAUAUUACUCAGCAGUUACCUGGUGACUUGAAAAUACCAUAGUAAUACAAAAGACAUAACAAUCACAAUAAGGAAAGAACGAAAAAGAUAGAUGACUUCUUAUAUGAGGUGUCUGUGUAUUAUGAUAGCGCCUAACACUCAGGGAUGGAUUUCCCAUUAGUCAGAAUAGGCGCUGUCUGCAGACACAUGUCUGAUGGGGCCACGUUCUCUAUCAGAUAUAGCCCUUUCCCUAUCUCCUGCCCAUUGUCUGCUAUUUGCUGUCCAGAACAGAUGUUCUAGGACUCUGCAAUUACUUUAUUCAGUCUGAAGGAGCCUGAUCUGUGCAUGGCCCCGCCCCUCAGACUGAACAAAUCAAUCUUUUUAUGGCCCGGCCCUCUCAGACUGAACAAAGCAAUCUGUGCAUGGCCCCGCCUUCUCAGACUGAACAAAGCAAUCUGUGCAUGGCCCCGCCCCCUCAGACUGAACAAAGCAACCUGUGCAUGGCCCCGCCCACUCAGACUGAACAAAGCAAUCUGUGCAUGGCCCCGCCCUCUCAGACUGAACAAAGCAAUCUGUGCAUGGCCCCACCCUCUCAGACUGAACAAAGCAAUCUGUGCAUGGCCCCGCCCCCUCAGACUGAACAAAGCAAUCUGUGCAUGGCCACGCCCCCUCAGACUGAACAAAGCAAUCUGUGCAUGGCCCCGCCCCCUCAGACUGAACAAAGCAAUCUUUUCAUGACCCCACCCUCUCAGACUUUUUUUACACAGUAAUCUGUGAAUGGCCCCGCCCCCUCAGACUGAACAAAUCAAUCUUUUCAUGACCCCGCCCUCUCAGACUUUUUUACACAGUAAUCUGUGAAUGGCCCUGCCCCCUCAGACUAAAUAUAACAAUUUCAGGAUGGUGACGGGAGAGGACUGGCCAGGAGAAGGGCCAGAAUGGCACACUCAGAAGUGACAGGUAUACAUUAUUAUUAUUAUUAUUAUUAUUAUUAUUAUUAUUGCCAUUUAUAUAGCGCAAACAGAUUCCGUUGCACUUUACAAUAUUAUGAGAGGGGAAAUUUAACUAUAAAUAGGACAAUUACAAGAAAACUUACAGGAACACUAGGUUGAGGAGGACCCUGCUCAAACGAGCUUACAGACUAUAGGAGGUGGGGUGUAAAACACGUUAAGACAGGAAAUAGCAAUCAAACAAGGUGGAGUGAGGCAGAGCUAGUGGAGAGAGUAGAGUGCUGCCCUUUAGGAGAGAGCAAGAGACAGGUAUGUAAGGUAGAGGUUACUCUGGGAGGCCAUAAUCUUUCCUAAAGAGGUGUGUUUUAAGGCCCUUCUUAAACGAUUGAAGACUAGGGGAGAGUCUGAUGGCGGUAGGCAGGCUAUUCCAUAGGAAGGGAGCCGCCCGCGUGAAGCCCUGCAAGCGUGAGUUGGCCUUACGGGUGCGAGCAGCGGACAGGAGAAGGUCAUGGGCAAAGCGGAGAGACCGAGAAAGGGCAUGGAUCUGUGAAGAGAUAUAAGAGGGACUAAGGGGCUAAAAUUGGUCAAUGCUUUAUAGGUGUGGUUUAGUACCUUGAACUGACUCCUAUAGGAUACAGGAAGCCAAUGUAAGGACUGAUAGAGGGGUGAGGUGUGAGAGGAUCGACUAGAGAGGAAAAUCAGUCUGGCGGCAGCAUUCAUUACAGACUAUAGCGGAGCAGUACGGUUUUUGGGAAGACGAAUUAGGAGAGGGUUACAAAAAUCCACGCGGGAAAUUACUAGAGCAUGGACAAGCUCCUUAGUAGCAUCUUGUAUAAGAAAGGGGCAGAUGCGGGCAAUGUUUUUAAGAUGGUAUCUACAGGAUUUGAUAACAUACUGGAUGUGAGGCUCAAAGGUAAGGCCAGAAUCAAAUAUGACGCCAAGACAGCGCGCUUGCAGGGAUGGACUUGUGGGGAUACCACUAACUUGAAGGGAGAGCGAAUGAGGAGUAUCAGUAUUAGGAGGAGGAAAGACAAGGAGCUCAGUUUUAGAGAGAUUGAGUUUCAGAAAGUAGGAGGAUGUCCAAAGAUGGAAGAAAGGCAAGAAGUGACACGUUGCAGGACGGCAUGAGAGAGGUCCGGAGAGGAGAGGUAUAUCUGGGUGUCAUCAGCGUACAGGUGGUAGUGGAAUCCAAAUGAGGUAAUAAGUUUGCCAAGAGAGGCAGUAUAAAGAGAAAAUUGAAGGGGACCAAGGACAGAGCCUUGGGGGACUCAAAGCAAGACAGGACGAGGGAAGGAGGUAUCAUUAGAAGAGGAGACACUGAAAGAGCAUUUGGAGAGAAAAGAGGAAAUCCAUGAGAGGACAGAGUCACAGAGACUGAGUAAUUGAAGAGUUUGAAGAAGGAGAGCAUGAUCAACGGUGUCAAAGGCAGCAGAGAGGUCAAGAAGAAUUAGUAUGGAGCAGUGGCCUUUGGAUUAUAUGUACGUGUAUAUAUACUGCGUGUAUGCACAUACAUAUAUACAUAUAUAUUUGUGUAAGGGGCAAUUUAGCCGUAUAUGGAGUAGGUUCAAGUGAGAACGUAAGAUAGUAUAAACGAGCAAAGUCGGUUGUGGUGUGCCGAUACCGACGAUACGGUAGGUCUGUAAAUAAAGAGGGCCCACCAAGAAGAAAUAAAGUAAGAUAGAAUUGAAAAAAGAAAGUGUUGUAAAAGAGGAGUGGGUGGGAGGGUCAUUCAGACGCUGACCUUGAACGGUGUGGAGUCAGGUAAGGGUUGUACCUUAUAUAGGGGAGUGAAUUAAUUCCAGCCCCUUCCACAAAUACAGGCCAAACGGCCUUAACACUUCUGUAAGGGGCAAUUUAGCCGUAUAUGGAGUAGGUUCAAGUGAGAACGUAAGAUAGUAUAAACGAGCAAAGUCAGUUGUGGUGUGCCGAUACCGACGAUACGGUAGGCCUGUAAAUAUAGAGGGCAAAAAUUGAAUAACCGAAUAUUUAAUACAGUCAACAAUUUCAUACAAUUAUCCAGACAUUUCUUUAAAAGCCUUCUUGUGUAGGUUUUGGUAUGUAGGUUGUGUAGGCGGAUGACUUCCACCGCCCUAAUGACUUAAUGAUAUGCACUGGUAUGUUUGCGCUGGAAGCUGUGGAAGCCGCCCCUAUGUGAAAGGAGUGACCUGAGUAGAGUGAACGGUUAAGACCUAGCCUGGUUAACAGAGAUCUGAUGUAUCGCAUGAAAGUCGUAGUAGUGAGUACAGAGCUUUUGAGUGAAAAUAGGUGUAGCAAUGGUGUUGAUGAGGUAAGUGAAAGGUAGGAAUCCAGCGUUGUUACUGGAUGGUGUGUGUUGGCUUGUUUUUGACUGAGGUAGAGACAGUAUGUAGUGAUCCAUGUGUUUGCGUAGGUGUGUGCGUAGAAGACAUCUGUCUUUUUGAGUGGUGGUGAUAGUAGUGAAUUCCCUUGGCCUGAGGAACCCAUAGAAUGCUAUGUACAUGGCAGCUUUGAUGACUGCGUUGGUAGUAGAGUGGAAAGGUUUGGAGUCUAAUAGGUAGGAUAAUGACUGGAAAAGUGUGUUAUCUAUAGGUAAUCUCUGUGGAAGAGGUGGAGGAACGGAUUUCUGAAUACCUCUAAGUAUAUUCUUUACCUGAUAAGAUGACAUGAAACUAUGUGUAUUGGGUUGUAGAGUUACCAUAUGAUGUUGAAUGCCUGUCAGAUAUAAUUUGAUUGUGUUGUAAGAUAAAUGUAAUGUAAGGUGGCAAAAAGAAGCAAAGGCUAUAAUAGAUGUCAUGACGAAAGGAUGAGUUAUGUCGUGGUCGGAUAGGAAUCUUGUGAAAAGUGUGAAGGCUCUGUUGUAUGCUUUGUGAGUGUUGGAUGAUAGUGCAAGUUUGGACAGAACCCUGCUAUGUUGCAUGAUUAUUUCUAGUCCAUGGUUAGCUGCUGGAACGGAGGGGCGGCUGUGGCUGUAAGUGCUGCUGACGGAAGUGCUUGCUGAAAAGCCUGAAAGUUGAAACGAGACAGACAGUCAGCUGCUAUGUUAGUAAUGCCUGGUAUAUAAAAGCAGACCAAGUAAAAAUUGUGACAUGCUGCUAACCACGUGAGCUUCCUGAGAAAUCUCAUAAUUGUUAGGGAUGAUGAACGGCCUUUGUUAAUGAUGUGACAUGUUGCUUGGUUGUCUGUGUGGCAACGGACUGAUAAGCCUGACCAUAAAUGUCCCCAUGCCAUGGCAGCUGCUACAAUGGGAUAAAUCUCAAAAAGAGCUGAGGUUGUAAAAAAGCCUUCUAAGUCAUAGAUUUCUUCAGGCCACUUACCCCAAAGCCAUUUGUUCCCAAAGAUUGCUGCGAAACCUGUGGUAGACGCUGCGUCUGACCGUAUUGUUGGAGACGUGUCAGUCAACUCUGGUAGGAACAAGCUUUUACCAUUCCAGGUGGUCAAGAAUUCUUUCCACAUAUAUAGGUCUGCCGUGGCAUGCGCAUCCAAGGAUAGUCUAUAGUUGUCGUGUUUGAAAUGUGGAAAAAGACAGAGAAGUCUGGAUAUGAAAGCCCGCCCUUGAGGAAUGAUGCGCAUGGCAAAGUUCAAAGAACCUAUGAGGGAUUGUAGUUCCUUGCGGUUGCAAUUACCCAGCAAAAUGUAAUGGUUAAUGAUGUCAAGUAUGUUUGUGAUUUUCUCUUGUGGUAAACUAGCUUACAUGGAGGCAGAGUCUAGUUGUAUACCUAGAAAUGUAAUAAUUGUAUCUGGGCCUUCGGUUUUCUUGUUGGAUACCGGGACUCCAAGGUGGUCAAACAAACUAAUAGUUGCUUUGAGACUCCUGGGGGGAAGGGAGUUUGCUUCAAUCAGUAAGAAAUCAUCAAGAUAAUGGAUGACUAUGGGGCAUCUAGACACAUUAAGUAACAACCAGCAAAGUGUUUCAGCAAAAGUGUCGAAGAUUUUGGGGCUACUUUUUGACCCAAAGGUUAAGCGGGAGAAAAAGUAAUAGUAAUCUGCCCAUUUGAUGCCAUGUAAGUGCCAUAGUGUGGGAUGGAUAGGUAGUAGUUUAAAGGCAUUGGUAAUGUCUGUCUUACUUAGCCAUGCUCCAAUCCCUGCUUGCAUAAUGGCUGUAAUAGCAUGGUCUAUAGUGGCAUAUUGUAGGGAAAACUCUUCGGAGGGAAUAAGAGAGUUCAGACUCGGUGUAGAUGAGGUAUGAGGGGCCGACAGAUCUAUGAUGAGUCUUUGCUUGAGGGAAGUUUUCCCUGUGACUAUCCCUAUGGGAUUUCUGCACAAGCCGUAAAAGGUGGGAUUUUGAAAGGCCCGAACAAGAACCCCUCUGCCAGCUCUUGGGCUAAGAGUGUGUCUAUGGCUGCUGGGUUUUGUUGUGCUGAUUGUAAAUUAGGACAUUCGAGUUGGCCUGUGGGCAUAUGUAUAAUGCCUGUAUGAAACCCCUCUGAGAAUCCAGAAAUAAGAAAAUUUACCAUAUGUCUGGAAGGGUGAUUGGUUAGUAGUGCUGAGAAGACAUGAAUGUUAACAGACGUUAGGUACGGUUUAGGAUACAUUUUAUUUGGACACAUGGUAUGCACAUGUGUCCUGAAACAAUGUGAACAAAUAUGCAAUAACCUGCAUGCACUAAAGCUACAUGUGCCCACAUUGAAAUUAUUGCACACUUGUGAUUUACCAAAGAAAAUGAUAGGACGACCCAGUUUGUCUCUGGUGGUUUGAGACCUGCGAAGUGUCUACAAAACAGCUCUGUAUCUAGUCUGCUCCAGUUGAUACGGGUACCAUACUGAGAGAGAGCUCCAGACACCUUAGUGGAAAAAGACCUAUGGUAGUCAUAAAAAGCAGAUCCACCAUAUUUGUUCCCCAGGUCCACCAGCUUGUGCAUAUAGCGAUCAAAUUCUUCCCUUCUAUUAGGGUACACUUCACAAAUUACAUCUCUAAAAAUACCAAAGGCUAACACAAAUUCUGAAAUGGUCAGUUUACGGUUUAACCUUGCGUCUUUUGAUCUGACCACUACAGAAACUUCAUCAUACAUAUAGGUUUUGUUCUCCACCACAUCCUGGUAGGCAAUUAGUAGGGAUGCCAGGUUGACGUCUUUGCCUUCCAGGAUGUCCCUCUUAAUGUGGGCUGGGAUAGUGUAUGCAGGGUCAACGUCCUGAUAAUCUGAGGAGAUAACCAUACCCGUGGCCCGUGGUUCGGUUGGUGCCUGCUGAGCAGUAUCAGGAAGACCAGCCUUGGUGAGGGCUGUGGUGACUGCCUCGAGAUUAGCCAGUCUGUCAUUGACCUUGCCCAUAGAGGUCAUGAGUGAGGCCAGCAUAGCCUGGAUAUCACCUGAAUUGGUGUUGCUGGGGCCUUCCCCUGCUUCCGUGUUGUCGAUUGUAGUGUUAAGGAGUUUGAAUAGCUCCGCUUUCCUUGCUGUGGCAGGGUAAGGGAUUUGUCGCCUCCUUAACUCCGUGGUGAUACGUGGGAUCGUCCAUGAUCUGAUUGAUGCUGGACUGGCAAUGUCUCCUCUACGAGAGGGUGUCUCGACCCUAGUUGGGGUGGCAUGAAGAGAUAGCUCUUCAUCACCUUCAAGAGACAUACUUAAAUAAAAGGAAAGAGAUUUAUUAUUUGAACUUAUUAGUUUAGUACUGGCUACUAGCUAUGCCGUGAGGCGAAACCAUUAUGCUUAUUGUUUAUUGGUGACAGGUGAGGCCCUGCUAGUUGCCAAGCGGCUUGAGAGGCUCUAUCUAUGGUUGGCGCGAGGGGAUUGUUGUGGCCACCAAACAUUGUGGCAGGAUGUCGGCCUCUCGGUGCCUGUAACCAGAAAAUAGGAAAGGGAGUGACAGGUGAGGCCCUCUCUAUGAAACUUUCGAGGCGGCUAGCUCACAUGUGGCCCGAGGGGUGUUUGCUUCCGAAUUUGAAGCGGGGUGUUGACCCUAAUUACCAGUACUUGUCUGUCCUGUGGGGGAUUUUGAAUAGGUCUACUGUAAGCAGGUGUACGUACCUGGUAGUAUAGGUUAUUGAACCUGGUAAUCUGUAUAGGUAAUAGUAGUACCUGUAACUAAAUAGAUGAACCGUACAAGUGACACAGUUAUAUUAUCUUUAAUUAUGUUUGUAUUGACCUGUAUAGGUCAGGAGAUGGUGUUUGUAAGAUCUCCUUAAUUCUGUAUGUCGCCUUGUAGUUGGUAGGCAAAUGUAGUAGUAAAGGCAAAUGUAGAAAUGUAUAUAAAACCCCCUAGGGAAAAGUAUGAUAUAUCUGUGAGAUUAUGUAUGGCGUACAGGAAAGUAAUGUGAUAUUACAAUAAUGGCAAUAUCCUUGCUGACCUGAAGGUGGCAGUGUGGAAUCUUUAACCAUGUGAAUACCCAUAUGUGUAACUGGGACCUAUUUGUUAACCCAUUCGUGAGUGUAGUUCUCAACAUGUAACAUUUAAGCAAUAAUUCUUUAUUCCCAACAAUUGUCCGUUCGUGUGUUUAACCGUACGAACUGGACAACAUAAGACUAGCAGGGUUUGAUUUGCUAUGGCCGGACGGCUGCCCAGUCGGCAGUGCUAGUUUAUAUGUGAAUAUUGUUCGUGCGAUGUGAAAGUCCCGAACAGUAAGUGACAGGAGAAUCAGUAGCAUUAAUUGUAUAGCGUGUUUGUGCGUUUUGACCACACGAACGUAGACAUGUAUGCGAAAAUGUUUAAGCAAUUAAUUAAAUGGGAGAAAUAUGCAGCGCAUCAUAUUAAGUACCGAACAUCUAACGAAAAAUGCUGUGUAAGCGAACAGCUGAACCCAGAUGGAUAUGGUAUACAGAUUUUAAGUGCAGAAAUAGCCGAACGCGUACAGUAAGUGAGGACCUGAACCGUAUUGGAUGCCGUGGGCCUUGUUGCCUGGCGUAACGGUUAGGUCUACUUACUGUUUGAUAGUCACUAGGGCGCGAUAGUAGGCAAGAAGUUGAUCCAAAGGAAAUCUGCAGAAGGAUUCCUGGACACAGUUCAGCGAUGGAAAACCUCGUGGGACACAGAGGUAUUCCAAAAUGGCGACUGGAUGAACCGGAAGUGCAUUCAGACGCUGACCUUGAACGGUGUGGAGUCAGGUAAGGGUUGUACCUUAUAUAGGGGAGUGAAUUAAUUCCAGUCCCUUCCACAAAUACAGGCCAAACGGCCUUAACACAUAUGCACAUUACUACAAAUCACAUGAAUUAAGUGAAACUAUUUUUUACCCUUUUAAGCAUACACACUCUCACUGACCCAUACACACUCUUUGGCACACACUCUCACUGACACCCCCUCUCAGAUACACACUCACUGACAUACACACUCACUGACAGACAUACUCACUGACAAACACACACUCACUGACAGCACACUCUCACUGAUUUGACACACACUGACAGACAUACUCUCAUUUAUAUUGCAAAGGUAAAGAUGAUAUGCACACUAUCCGGGAAGUACUCCCAUGAGGGUGCUCCAGACCGGCAGGGACACAAAUCCAGGAAAGAUUCAAUAGAACAAUGUAGAUCAUGGCACACUUGGUGGUUUCUUCAGUAGGCAGCUGUAUUAUAAAGAGCAGAACAAAAAACGUUUUUGUGCUGCACUUUAUAAUAAAGCUACCUACUUAAGAAAUCACCAGGUGUGCCCUGGUCUACAUUGUUCUAUUGAGACACACGCUGACAGACACAUACUCUCAUUGAUACUGACACACACACACAUUCACAUUCUCUCACACACUACACUCACAAAUUAUUAUAUAUUUUUAUUUUAAUUUAAGUCCACCCAGCCUCCCUACUUUUGGGAGAGCUAAAGUGGAUUCUUUCCCUGGGGUUCAGUGGGGAUGCUGUGAGUCUGUAAUUUUCAUUCUCUUCUUGCUCUGCUCCCUUUCGCGCCAUUUAGAGAAGCAAGUCAUAUUCUGGCUCCCGCCACCACCAUUGCAGGGCGCCCUAGGGAGCAUGAAGAUGACAGCUUCCUUACUGCCCACCUCCAUUGUGCAGAACUGCCUGCCUUCUGGGUGCCCUAAGGUGGCCAACUGACCAGCUCUUGGGCCCAACAUAACAGGGGGAACACAGAGGGUCUGGUUGCACUUCUAACCUCAGCGACUUCUAUAGUUCUACCACUGCAUACCUCCCAUAUGUAACCAGGAUUAGUGGACGGGCCUUCAUGGGAACAUCGCCAGUGACGGAAGUUGCGUGACUGGUGACACCUAUUAUGGGCAAGCAAGUCCACUGAUGGGUCAUGUCAGCCUAGUGUCAAGCUGACAGACAUCCAAUUGGCUGGAUAACCUCUGAGCUCUCUCCAUAGUCCCAAUGCUCGAGUUCAUUUCAUGAUGAGUUUGUGCGGUGGUACUCAGGGAAAGUUCCCUUAUGUCUCCAAAUGACGAAAACCAGGAAACAAAUCUAAAGGCCAAGACAAAGCCCAAAAUUGAGACUUUCCCGCCAAAAGUGGGAUAGUUGGAACCCUCCUACCCUCCUAUGCACACAUAUGUAAUGCUACCCACACUGUUCUACACACGCUGCUAGUGGACUGGACUAGUGCUCACUUGCAUGCUACACAAACACACAUAUACACAGAAAUGCCUACACACAUAGACCUCCACUCAGACAUUUACACUACACACACAUACUUACUCUAUAAGUGUGUGUAGUAUAUAGAAUAAUUUUAUUAUAUUUAAAGGGUAAAAUAUCUUUUAAUUUCUUUGGAAGUGAGGGGCGAAGGGGGGCGCUUGAGAAUUCUGUGCCUAAAAGCGCUUGUGAUGUAAAUCCAGCCCAGCUAACACUUUAUAUAAUGCUACUGUGCUGCUUACCUGCUCACCCUCUCUUGGAAAAGAAACUGAACUUCCAGUUAAUAGAUGUUCUUGGAAACAAUUGUAACAUAAAUCAUAUGUUCCUAUUAACACAUGUGCUUUUGCUGUUAGCAGAUGUCUUUUCUACAUGUAAAAAUGAAAAUUUAUCAUCCGGAAAACACGCAGAGUGUUAGCAAAUUCUUUAAUCAACUCACUAGUUGUAAAUCCAGGUCUUGUCAGCAAGCCCAGACACGAAUGACCCUUUAACUUGCUCAUCAGUGGUAUCUAAAUUAUUUAAAGACACACUACAGGCACCAUAAGCGCUAAAGCCUGCUGAAGGGGUUAUGGUGUCAGGAGUGCCCUGGUGCACCCCCAUUAUAAAGAGUUAAUUUGCUUUAAAAUCGAUUGACUUAUUACCUGUGUCUGCAGAGUGCCUCACACUGCCUCCACCACUUUUUGAUGGAGAGCCAAAAGCCGGUGCAGGGCUUAGCUCAUUGGCUGAAAGCAAUCAGCUGAUGUCUCACUCAUUGAGCUAGUCUUGCAUUGUACUGUUUAGCUCAGGACAGCUAAUGGUAACCACUGGUUAGAAACUUCCGGCUUUACAUUAUCAGUAGUGCUGUAAUGUUUAUGGUGAUUGGUAUGUUAAAUUAGAAGAGGAAUGGUGACAUCAUGAAUUCAAUUUAAUUCAUUAGAUUAACAGAAUCAACUAUAUAUUUUCACAGUAGCCCAUAGUGAGAUUGUGAGGUCUGACAAGUAUGGGUAUGUAGGUUUAUUCACUAAACCGAGAGCUGGCAAAGUCAACCUGGCUGUAAUUGAAAUGCUGCCUAUGGCCCCCUGGCACAACCAUGGAUUUAAUGGAUCAAACCAUUUAAGAACAGUUUUAUAUAAACCGAGGAUCUUCUUAGGACUGAGAGACCACCCUACCUCAGCUACACUGAUAUUCUAAAAUUAGUACUAUUAUCAGUGAUUUCAUGCAAUCUGGAUGGCAUUAUUUGAUUGCGAGUAGUGAAGUAUAGUUAAGCCAGCACUCUCAGCCAAUCAAAGUAAUUCAGGUUGGAUGAAAUUGAUACUAGUAAUGAGGAAAUGUAAUGUUCACUUUAUCAAGUAACUGAGGUAAGGGAAGUCCCUCAACACCAAGAAGACUAUAAUUAAACUGUUCUUACACAGAUACACUGAUGUUCCAGGGAACUCUAGACUGCAUAACCAUUACAACAAGCUGCAGUAAUUAUGUUGCUUGUAGUGCCCUCAACCAUUAUCUUGGAGAGUACUCAAAUGUAAUUAUGCCUCUUAUAUUUCAUCUUUCAUGGGUAUCUAGAAUGGUGGCUUUACCAAUAUUGUAUUACAUUAUUGUGAACGCGUAUAGCAGAGAACUCAGUUUGGGUCUAUUUAAGCUGUUCUAUUUGUUUUGUUCCUGUCAGCGGAAUAUUCAAGUGCUAAAAUCCAGUCAUAGUAGUUAACAGGGAAACUCUUCAAAUAAACAAGAUGUAAAAUUAGAAGCCGAAGCACACGUUUCCCAUCUUGAUGCAUCAAAAGGCUUCUUUGUCAAAGGGUGCAUAUGGCAGCCAAUUGAUUGUUUAUCUAUUCUCAGAAAAACUUUGUUAUAUGGGGAUUGUGGAGACACCUCCAGGAAAGGUUUCUGCUGUAAAAAGAGGGUAAUAUUUCUCUUCAAAUCACAGAUGAUAAAACAAUAAUCUGUAGCUUUCUGGAUAGCUUGUGAAUUACAUUUGAAGAAGCAUUGCCAUCAUAGAGAAAUAUAAGGAUGCUGAACUGGAUUCCCAUUAGUUAAGGAAAUUGUAGCUAUUGGCUGCUGCUUUGUUCAAUCUUAGAGUCACUCCAAGCUCCUCCAACAUAGUGCCCUGUACACACUCUCAGUUGUGAGGGUAACUUAUAACUGCAGUGAUUUGUAAAAGUUACUGCAGCUACAGAGUGCUGUCACCAGACAAAUUAUAUUUUACAGACUGCCUGUGUCAAUGUCCAAAGAGUGUGAGAGGUAUGCAUCAUUAGUAGAUAUUAAACCUGGACAUGGAUGGGGAAUUGCCAGUGACACAAUGUCCAGGGAAUAUAAAUCUGAUGUGAAUGUGUGCCAGGUUGACUGCCCAUCACACUACAUAUGUGCAGAGCACUGUCAAAGCACUCUGCCCAUGGGCUCAAUGCUCCAAGUACAGUUUGCACAACAGAAUCUAAUGGUGCACCUGUCUUGCAAAGACUUCUCAUUGAAUGCAUUGGGAAGUCUGUGAUUGGACAGUCACAGAAAGUAUGGGUGGGAUUAGGAGGGCAGGGCUUCCAAAAACUGCAGGCAAUAGAUCUGCAGGUUUUGCAAACUUAGAUACAAGUCCAGUGAAAAAAAAAGAAGAAUUAAAUGCAUGCAUCUUUUCAUUGGGGGUAUAUUUACUAAACAGUGAUUGUUUUAUUUAUUUAUUUAUUUUCAAUUUGGGCAGUGAAUUGUCCCUUUAAAUACUCUUCCCAGAGUGCAGAAUAUUUAAGAGUGCAGGUGUGUUGUAGAACACUCCAGUCACUGUAUUAAUUACAGCCUGUUCUAGUGGUUAUUAUUCCAGGUGUGCCCUGGCAACCUCCCUGUGUACAUAUCAAAACUGUUUGCAAAUUAUUUCACAACUUUCCUGGUAUUCACUCGUUGCCUUCAUGUCUAUAGCUGCAAGGAGUUCCUGCAAGGAGUUUACAUUAGCUUUAAAGGGACACUGUAGUCACCAAAACAACUUUAGAUUAUUGAAGCAGUUUUGGUGUAUAGAUCAUUUCUCAAUUCUCUGCCAUUUAGGAGUUAAAUCACUUUAUUUAUGCACCCUAGUCACACCUCCCUGCAUGUGACUUGCACAGCCUUCCUAAACACUUCCUGUCAAGAGUUAUAUAAUGUUUAUACUUACUUCAUUGCAAAUUCUUUUUAAUUUAAAAUAUAUUAUCCCCUGCACUGUUGAUAGCUUGCUAGACCCCCCAGAAGCAUUCUGUGUAUGAUUAAAGUUCACUUUCGAGAGCAGGCAAUAAGAACUUUUAAAGUAAGUUACAUCUAAUUGAAAGUGAAACCAUUUUUUUUUUUCAUGCAUGGUGCGUGAGUAACAGCCAGGGAAGGUAUGACUAGGGCUGCAUAGACAUAAACAAAAUGGAUUUAACUCCUAAAUUGCAGAGAUUUGAGCAGUGAGACUACAGGAUCAUGAUCUAUACACUAAAACUGCUUGCUAAAGCUAAAGUUGUUUUGGUGACUAUAGUGUCCCUUUAAUGAGCUAAGCCUCGCUAAUUGAGAAUGCUCUCAGCCAAUAAAUGCCUCUCUGCCUCACUCUGCUUAGCUAAUUUAGCUUAGCUGAGGAGCCGGCCCUUAUCUGGAUGGAUUCUAGGUUAGUUAUCAAACCAUUAGCAAACUUUGACAACUUAUGUUGGGAGGGCACUAAGGCAUUCCUGACACUGUAACCACUACAGACUGGUGCUUUGCGUGUUCCUUUAAAGGGAAACAAUAGUGCUUGGAAUACAAAGUUGUAUUCCUAGCACUAUAGUACUCUCUGCUGCCCUCCCCCUUUCGGCCACCCCCCUGCUCCGAAAGUGUUAAAAACCAUGUUGUCACUUACCUUAUUCCAGUGCUGAUAUCCCUCGGCACUGGGUUAGGCUCUGCCUGCGCUGCUCCUCCAACGAUGUCAGCCAACAGGAGGCACCUAAUGCGCAUGGCGAGCGUCAUGAUCGCAUUAAGAGUUCCGCAUAGGAAAGCAUUAAAUCAAUGCUUUUCUAUGUGGUUUUAGCUGACGAUGGAAGUCCUGUUUGGUAGACAACCACUAGAGUUGGAGAGAAACCCUGCAAGGUAAUUAUUUCAGUUUCUCAAUAACUGCAAUAAUUACAGUUGCAGGAUUAAGGGGACGCGGGCACUGCACUCAGACCACUUUAAUAAACUGGUGGAAGUGGAUGAAAUAAGUAAGGAUGUUUAUACCUUCCUGUUGUGUAGAUGCUGACAAUCGUUUUUUCACUAAAUAAAAAUAAUUGAAACUUCCUCAACACAGUGCUGUGAUGAUGACAUACUCGUUGGCUGGGAUUCAUUGAGUUUUCCCUCUUGACAAUUUUUUAAUUUGUUUUUUAGAUGCUUUUAGCUCAGAAUGAACUUUUUGAUAUCUGGGUGUUUUUAAUUAUUUAACACCAACGUGCUUUACUCUUCAAUAAAACUAGUUCACUAGUAAACACAGGGGGUUAUACUCUAUGUACAGAAAUUAUAAUCUCAGUUGUAGCGAGUGUGAGGUUUAUAAAAAGAAAGAUCCAGUUAUCUGUAAAUGUUACUGCAUCAUAGAUGCCAUUUGUAUCCAAAUAUAGUUCAUCUUCAACACAAACAUAAAUAGCUACAGAAUCAUAACGUGACAAUAUUGGUAACUACUAACUGCCACUGACUCUACAAGAUUUACCCCCACGCUGGGCCUUGUUGCUUGACUCUGAGAUGUAUCAUUCAACCUAUUUGGGAUGACUUCGAGUGCAGCCUGGGUGAUGGAUUCAUGUAGGAAUAGCAGUUCUUGAUUUUAAUUGGUUGGAUUUCUCUUAAUGUAUCCAUUCUACAUGCUGCUUGGCAGCCCUCUUCAUAUAGCUCUCAACAGCACAUGGUAUUUAUAGCUAACUGGGAAAAUAUCAGACUCCAGCGCUGUCCCACAUAAAGAACUUUGUUAUACAUAUUACGAAAGAGCACCUUUAAAUCUGCUACCAAACUCCUAGCAAACAUAUAGAUUAGCAGAUUUUUUGAAAAAGUCAAUACUUACCUUCUGUCUGAUUCUGGUGUCAAAGAACUAGAUUUCACAUGAGGGGAAAGGAAAUGUGGAGUAAUGUAAAUAAUCAGCUUUAGUAGAAAAGGAAGAAAAAAAUUAAAACAUGACAAGAAAGCGGGAAAAUGUAAUUUCUAGUAUACUACAAUAAGCAAAAUGUUUUACUAAGUAUGGUUUAUUGUUGUUUCUGCAUUUCUGUUAUCUGUAUGACAAUUUAUAUUAUUAGGAAGCUGAUGUGGAGGAAGAACCUCUCUUUACUACUACUGCCCCAACAACACCUUUUAUGUGUAAUACAAAGCCAGGAGACUCUGGUGUCUUAGAUUCCACCUCCGACAGUUGGUCAGAUAUUCACCCAUGGCACACAACUACAGUUCCAACAACUACAACCACUACAGAGAGUACCGCACAAGAGGAAAAAGAUGAUGAAGAUACUGAGACAGUGGAAGAAAAAUCAGAUGAAGCUGAAGACUUAAAUGACCUUGAGAAUCAGGAUAAUGAAUGUACUCAAGAUGCAACUCCAGAGGACAUACAGAAGUUCUCACAAGCAGUAAUGGAUUUCAGUGUUGACCUCUUAAAGCAAACAGAUCCAGAAUUUAAAAAGCCACACGUGAUCAUAUCUCCAUUCAGUGUUGCCCUCGGACUGCUACAGCUAUCAUUAGGUAAUGUAAAACUUUUUUUGUAAUUGAUAGUUAGUGUAUCACUGUAUUGACUCUGCAGGAAGUGGGAUGCUAACCUAACUGAUCCUUAGUUCAUUUCCUGCAAGAUCUGCGAUUUCUUGGGCAUUUCUCUAGUAUCUUUGAGUAUUCUAUCUUAAGUGUAAUUGUUUUGGGUUGAGUAAGGGGUUGUCUGCACAUGACUAUUUAUAUGUAUAAAAUUAUUUCUGGAUUAAUAUGGUGAUUGACAUCAUAUACCGAGUUAUUUACUAAAGUGAGAAUUGCAUGGAAUUUAAAUUGAAUUCAAAGUGAAUUUCAAAUUUAAGGUUAAAAUUGAUGAACCGGAAAAAUUCUUCCAGUCAACUAUCCUUUUAGUUUGGCUACCUUGGCCUUCAAUUUGAAAUACUCGUUGAAUUCACUGCAAUUCUCUCUGAUAGAGAUUUAUAGACAUGUGCAUUUGUUUUCAAUUUGGACAAAUUUAGGCUGAUCAGUUGGUUCACAAGGGCCGUAUGGACGUAUAACUGAGCAGAAGACUUGUGCAAUGUAGGAGCAUGUACACUAAUUUGCCAAGUUUCAUGCCUUUUUUGGUUCAUUGAGCCAACCGCCACAUGAACAACUUUCACACUACCCUAACAAACUAGAUUUUCAGACAAAAUAAUUCAGCUGAACCCAAAACCCGCCCCCUCCCCCCAUGCAACUCCUCCAUACUCUUUUCCAAAACUCCAUUGUCUCCAGAGACUUCAACAGAUAAACCUUUUGUGUUUGUCCUGAUACAGAGAAACUGUGCAUUCUAUUUUUAUAAUCCCUUUUUGAUCUCUGGCCUGCUCAGUCUUUUUUACAAUAAUCAAUAUUCUUAAGGUAAUUUUGCUACCUAAAAAUAAAUAAUCACUAUAAAAAAUCUUUACUUUCCUAUUAAUAGUGUUAUGUGUAAAAAGCCAGUAAAAUUAAUCUCUCAUUUGUUAUUGUUCAAAACAGAACAUUACUGCAAGGUGAUACUAUCUGUACUAGAGCAGAAACAGUGAUGUGGGCAUCAGGAUUAUUGUUUUUUAAUUUUCACAAACCACUAGCAAAAAUGGGGGAUACAUAAAUGUGUGUGAGACUAGGGUGGAAAGGGGAUCGGACAAUGUAGUAGGAACAAGCAAAAUAUGAUGUAAAAUGUGGGCAAUACUUUCUCUACUUUUAUCAUAUCUUCAAUUUACCCUGCUUCAAUCCAUAUACAAGACAUGAUAACUGCAUCCAACAUAGGGUUCAAGCUCCAGUCAAAGCCAUGAGUAUGAACUUUUACAAAGAGUUUCAAAUUAUGUGCACUCUUACAGACUCCUGUUAAUCAUCAAGUCCUUAUAUCCCUUGAAUUAUUCUAGUCCGGACAGACAUUGUUUUUGGCCACAUGGUGGCACUUGGCAUAACUGAUUUAUCACAAAGCAUUUCAUCAGAUAAUACACGUGGCACUACCUAAAAAUGCAGUAACUAAUAAACACUUUUUUUAAAUCUGGUAUUUUUUUAAAUGCAAUCACAAUACAAAAAUCAUGGACUACUUUUGACCACAGUUGAUAAUGCCAUAGAAAUCAGAAAACAUCAUUGAUCAAAAUCCAGGAUUAAGUUGUGAGAUCUUUGUUAUUCAUGCAUUUUGGAGCCAGAUAUGCCAACGUUAUGAGGUUUUAUAACAAACAAAAUGAUGAUUUUGCUUGCUUUCUUAUUCCAUCAUAGACUAACGAUUAGUGGUGGCAGUAGUGAUAAUGCAAGGAACUAGCCUAUUGUGUUCCAUAUGGACAAAGCUGUGUAUGUUUAUUUAAGGUUAUUCAAAAUGGGUAUUUAAAGGAACACUAUAGGGUCAGGAACAUUACUAUGUAUUCCUGUCCCUAUAGUGUUAAAACCGCCAUCAAGCCCCCCCUGCCCUCCUCCCUAAAUAUAGUAACAUCUUACUUGUAUGCAACUCUGAAGCUCCUGCCUCUGCCCCUGCUUGGCCGAUAUCAUCAGAAGUGAUCAAUCACACUUUCCUAUAGGAUUGGCUGAGCCUAUCAAGGAGAUCAGGGACAGAGCCAGCACAAGCCAAACACAGCCAUUGCAAAUCAGCAUAUCCUCAUAGAGAUACAUUGCAUCAAUGUAUCUCUAUGGGGAAAGUUUAGUGUCUCCAUGCAGAGGGUGGAGACACCAGUGCUGCACUGUGCAGCACUGCCCCAGGAAGCACCUACACUGUGCAGCACUGCCCCAGGAAGCACCUACACUGUGCAGCACUGCCCCAGGAAGCACCUCUAGCAGCCAUCUGAAUAGUGGCCAGUGAAGUUAUCACUGUAAUGUAAACACUGCAUUUUCUCUGAACAGAUAGUUUUACAGCAAAAAGCCUGGAGGGAAUGAUUAUACUCACCAGAACAAACACAAUAACCUGUAGUUGUUCUGGUGACUAUAGUGUCCCUUUAAGGCAUAGUGUAAAUGUUUUUUUCUUGUGUUAUCAGUUUUUGCUAUAUAGUUGUAACAGUAGUUAUUUGUCCUUGAACUAAUUAACAAGGGCUCAUUGGUUAAGAUUUGAUGGCAUUGCUUGCUUAGGGAAGGUGUUUCAGGAGCUCCUGUGCAAACACUUUGUGGUUAAUUAGUUGAAAAUUCUUUCAUGGCUUAUCAAGUCCUUUUUGGUGUUGAAUUCAUUAAGCAUGUGAUGAUUCUGAUUUAAGGGUUGGCAACUCUUGACUGAAGGUACAGGGCCCCUCUUUACUCGAUAAUAGUAAAAGUGUUGUGGAAAGGUAUUGGAACAGUGUGACUGUGGUUGGAUUGGAAUAGUAACAGCCUACUGGUAGCUAUUAAUGUGUCAAUAAUUAUCUAACAAUAGAUUAUAAUCCACCCCAUAUGAAAACAAGUUUUCCAGUUUAAAUUUCGGGAGAAACAUCUCAUUAUAACUCAUUUGCACUUGUUUUGUUUGAAUUUUGAGAAGAUGGUUUUCAGAAUUGCCUGACCCCAUCUUGUUAAAUGACUGUUAUUCGUUUAUUUUAAUAUUAUUUGGGGAAAUGUUUUCUAAUUAUUUUUUUUUAAUUUUAAAUGUAAGAAGGAAAAGGUUUUAUUUACGUGCCAAAGAUGCUGUAGAUAUGAUGAAUCUCACAGCAGGUAGAAAUAAAUCCAUUAAGAUUAUUUCAAACUCUCAGCAGUUACAAAGCACAGAGGGUUUUUGUUGUUGAAUAUCUGUCUUUCUUGUUUUCUCAAGCUUUUUUAGUUUUAUUUUUCGUAUCAAAUUUGAGGGGGCAUACACAUGUUCGGCUUGGGAAAUAAACAAAAAGGCAACAUGUAUCUAUAUAUCAAAAAUUGUAAUGACUCACCCCAAAUAAAGAUCCAAAUAUUGUUUGAAAUUAAUAUCGUAAUAUUAUUUUUAAUUCUGUAACACGAACAAACACUAACAAGCAAUAAAAACCUGUUUUAAGGGGAGAUUGCAGAACUGGGGGAACUCCAGACCCUAUCCCUUGUAUGAACCAGCACAUCCUCAACCGGACUCUGAUGCCUGCAGUAUUCCUUCUUGAUGCGGGACUGUGUUCUGUCCAUGAAGGGUAUAGGAUGAUCUCGGACUGAUUAAUCACCCACCCAUAGCUCCCAAUUACUUACCUUUCCCACCUUGUUGAACCAUUUUGGGAGAAUUAUCUGACUUGUUGUCUACCCCUCUACCCAUACUCUUAAUCAGCUGUUGUGUUGUGUACCUCUGACCACUCACCCACUCUCACCUGCCACGUGGUGGCCAACUAUGGGAAACACUCAGACCAGCUAAUCUCUGUUACCUCUCGUUUUCUCAACACUAUAUAGGCCGAUCUCAGUGCAGACAGCUUGCUCAAUCUCUGACUUAACGUCAAACUCAAUCUGUACUAUGUUUCCAGUUACCUUUUCUAUACCUAAAAAUUGUAGAAAUUUAUAAAAACAAAAACAAAAAAAACCUGUUUUAAUUGUUAAAAAAAAAACUUUUAGAAAUUAUGUCUUAGACAUGACUAGUUAGUCCUGUUUCUAGUAAACCAUCUAAUUUGCCCUGACGGGUCCUUUCAAAUAUAACUAAAUAAAGAGGAGGAGAAGAGAGAUCAUUGCUAAUCUGUGUAAAAGUAAAUUGGAAAUAAUUGGAAUAUCAAGAGCAGGUAAAUAUUAAGUGUUAUGGUCAAUGUCAUAAUACACUGAUUGCUGGUGUUUUUGGUGUUUUUUGGAGCCUAUUUCUAUGAGUAGAAGUUGAGGAUCGAUGGAUUUUAGGUGUCAGUGAUGGACCAUUGUAAUAAUGGUUGUUGUUGAGAUAAUGGUUGCUGUCAGUGGUGUAUUUUGGUUUUGUGCUACCCUAGGCAUAAGAACACCUAGACACCCCCUAAUCUAAAUUUACCCCAAACCUUCCUGCCAAGGGAGCACCUCAUCCUGAUUAAGACCCACCCCUUCCUUUUUUGGGCUCCAUCAUUUCCACCUAAAACACCACCUCUACGUACCAAAUCCUUUUAAACAGACACACUCUCACUGACCCAUACACUCACUUAUUGGCACACACACUGUUUAACAAAAACACACUUUCACUGACAGACAACAUGCCCUCACUGAUACACGUACACUCACUGAUAGACAGUCAUUGUCUCAUACACUAUUUAACCAACACAUAUGUUUACUGACAGACUCACACUUACACGAACAUAGAAACAUAGAAUGUGACGGCAGAUAAGAACCAUUCGGCCCAUCGAGUCUGCCCAAUUUUCUAAUUACAUUCAUUAGUCCCUGGCUAUAUCUUAUAGCUAGGAUAGCCUUAUGCCUAUCCCACGCAUGCUUAAACUCCUUCACUGUGUUAACUUCUACCACUUCAGCUGGAAGGCUAUUCCAUGCAUCAGUUCUUGGACCCUCAUAUAACAGGUGAGGACACCAGGGAAGUCCAAACGGGCAUUUGGGAUGGAAUUUGUUGCUGCCUCCUAAAUAGUGCCUCCCAAGGCAAAUGAUUGUAUAAAUUUAUAUAUAUAUAUAUAUAUUACUCUACCUAUAUACACACAUAGGUGUUUGUGUUUGAGCAGUACACACUCUUUUUGUUAAGUGGGUGUAGGUCUCAUAUUAAAUGGGGGUGGGGGUCAGAGAUCCCCUGGUCUAUUAUUUAAUUGGGGAACUCUGUAAAAUAUGUGUAUUUUUUUGAGAAGAGGGGAUUGGGUCUCUCUUCCCCAAUUCUGCAAAAUAGCCUUACAUCCCCCCAAAAAACUAAAAAGGAAGGGGAAUAAAAUGGAUACAUGUUCCAUCCCCUGUCUGAAUAUGAACUGGAGAGCCUUUGUCAACUUUUAAAUACAACUCAAUCCACACUAUAAACUUACUUACUUUGAAUUGGAACCCUGACAGAUAAUACUUGGCUAUACACUAUAACCCAUGCCCCCCUUUCUACAACUGACUUAAAAGAAAUACCUAAGGCUUUUAACUGCUAAAUAUUUGGCCAAGUGAAGAGUUUGUAAAAGUUUUGGGAGGAGUUUAAUUUAGGGUUAGGGAACAUGGGGUGUUUAGGAUACAGGCAUGUGGAGUUUAAAGGGUUAUGUGCAAAGUACACACCCUUCUAUGAUUGAUAGUAGAAUUGCAGUAGCUGUUAUAUUGUGUGAACCGCUCAGUGCUGUCCCUGCUCCUCCUGCAGGGCACUUCCUGUGUGAGAGGAUGUUAGUGGGCAGAUGGGAAAUGGCACUGGAGGAGCUGGGAGAGAACUGAGUUUUACACCCUCUAUAACUGUUCCUGCAGGUCUGCUGUCAAUCAUAAAAGGCUGACUGGACUACAGAGGACAUUGGACUAGGCUCCGGGUAUUUAUUUCCCAUCAGCAGCCCUCUUAAAAUCCAAAAAGGCACAUUAUUAGUGUUGUAAAAAGGCAAAUAAGUAAAAAGGUGUUGAAAUCUAGCCCUGGUCACACAGUCGGAAUUUCUGAAGCAGGUCUUCCUUUACCUUUUUCCCCCCAUACUUUAUUUUUGAAAUGGCAGUAGCACAUAACAGGCAACACAUGGAGUCAUGUAUAUUAGUACAAUACAACCAAUCAGUAUAACUCCCAUGCAUCAAAUAACAUUUGCACAAUAGUGUAAAGCAAUAUGUAGCAAAUCCAAUCUCUUCCCAUGUCUCAGUACCACACCUCCAAUGUGGACCACCCCUAAUUUUAUAUAAUAAACAAAAAAAACUAAAAACACAUAGAACAAUGAACAAAACACCAUAAGAGAUAUAAUAUUACGCUGGAAACUACACUGUGGUUUUUGGCUGCAGUUGUGUCCUUGCCAUAGGUUUUCAUCAAUCAUUGUCAACCGCAUAUUUUUUUAACAUGGAUACCAUCUAAGAAGAAGCAUAAUUAUGUACAUGUAACUUGGUGUGUGGCAUCUUUUCGAGUAUUUUCAGUAAUUACGACAAUCGAAUUACGAUAGGAUGUGCAACAAAGUAACAGCAUACCAUAGCCCCAGUGAGUUUGGCCGUGCUCCAAUGUCACAGUGGACAAGCAAUAGUACCACUCAAUACCGUUUCCUCCCCUUUCCCUCAGCUCAAUGGAGAAAACUACUAGAAUAUUGGUAUUACCCAUCAUGCUGUGGUGCAGCUUGUAUUAGCUACAAAAUACUCAACGACUUCCUUUUUCUUUAGGGAAUAGAAAAUCCUUCAAAUUGUGAAUGCAUCUUUCUUUUUUCUAGUUUUAAUACUCAUUUUUCUUCCUAUUUUGUGAAUGCAAUCAAUAGUAAUAUCACCAGGAAAACAAGGAGCAGAAAAUCAGAAAGGAAUUAAAAUCAUCCAAAGGGGGACUAAUAAGUGGCAAAAAGGCUGAUUAUAUUAUUUCAUUACACAAAAAAGCUGAUAAAGGGUGACGGAGCCUGGAUGCCAAGUGGAUAAGACAUGCAUCACCUGAGCUCCACUGACCGGGAUUGUUAAACAACAAUUAAACCAGGCCACUAGCCAAUCUGGACUGAUACUGGCGAUUACCCAGACAAGGGGAUGACGGUGCAUCCAGAGAUAACAAAUUUUGUCUAUUUCUUUACUGAAACGCUGACAAUCAGGCUUUCGGCCUACACAAGUGUGGGCAGAGGAGAGACAGCCGCUCUCCGAGUCCUUCACCCGGUGGUGUGAAAAUUGCACCAAGCUGCCCCCCCGGCCCCUCUGGACAGGCUGGGAUCAUCCUGGUCUCCCCCUGACAUACUCCUCACAUACCUGCUGGCUACAAGCAGCAGCUCAAGCUUGCUAAUGCAAGCUCAAGCUGCUGCUAUCACUCCUAAAAUGGCAGCUACUCCUAAGCUACAUUUGCCUGACCAGGCACAAAUUGCGAUGACCCUCCAAGACACAUUUGAAUGUAGACAUGCUUUUUACAAGCUUUUGGGCAAAAUUGGAGGCCCAUGGUACGGAGACACCGCGCCAGAACCAGCAGGAAGAACACAUUAGAGAGCAGCAGGAGGUGAACGGGCCCCUUCUAGGCGAUUCCCCUUGUCAAGCACCUGGAACUGCUCGAUUAUUCCCACCUGGGCUAAAGGCCACCGAGGAUAUACCACCCCUGCAUCUACCACGAGGAUGAAAAACCACCGCUGGCGGCAAUGUAACAAGGGGAGCUUCAGAGAACCCGAGUCUGUGGCCCCACGAUGCCGGUCUUCUACAUAGCCCGGGGCUGGAGGAUCUUCACGCUCAACUCCUGCCUUGACAACAGCCCACAGACAGCCUCCACGCAUCCCAAGCCGGGAAUAGGCUGACGCUGGACUUUCUGGCCAGGGCCAUCCUUAUUCUGACAUCAACAAGCCUGCUAACAUGGCUCAGAGUGUUAUGUUUUUUUUUGUGUCUUUUAUUGUUUAUUUUUCAUAACGUUUCUACUAAUGAUUUUGCUAGGAGUCUUGUCCUAACAUGUGCAAUGCAGCUAUAUUCAGGGAGUAUAGCCUUAGGGGUUACCUUCCUCUAUAAUCUUUGCAUAGUUUAGCAUGUUGCAAUAACUACCCACGUAACUAUAACCUGCAAAAGGUGGAUUCAAUGUCCCUUUCGUCAUAGUUAACUGCACAUCAAGCUUUAUACCUAAACCUGAUACCAUUGUUUUGUCAUAAGCGAUUCCCUAUAAGCCUAGCAUGUUAUAUAUCAAAUAGCGUGCAGUGUCUUUCUGAUGACAUUAUUUGGAUAAACUGCUCACGUUUAAUCUUGUAAUUAUCUGCUAAAUUGUCUUUCUAUGCAUGCAAAACUUUUUAUUACCAAAACAUGUGCUGUAAUAUCGACUGCCCUUCACUGUUUAACCAUGUAUACUACUUCUCUUGCCACUGCUGUUGGGGCAGCGCAAAACUGUUUGUUCCUCUGAUGCACAACAAAAAUUAAAAAUAAAAAUUAAAAAAGAAGAAAAAGACCCCAAUGUGUAAAGAUAGAUUUUACACCUAAAAAAAUGGAUCACUCGCACAAAAUAGGUGCAAAAGUGGAUGUGACAAAUUUUAUACAUAUCUCCCAUUCUGUUUAUGUGUGCUUACUGAAGUAGAGUCUUUUUUUUCAUUUUUAUUUUAGAAUUACAUUUUGUCUGCACAUGUUUUUAGUUUAUUUUUUGUACACAUUUUAUUAACGAUUGUCUAAUAACUGAAAACCUAUUUUCGUCAUUAUAGGAGCUGGGGAAGAAACAGAAAAGAGGCUACUGGAAACACUCCAUCUGAAAUCAGUAAAAUGUCUUCACAGCCAACUGCGCAGAACCCAACACGAGCUGACGAGUUCAAUUAUGAAAAUAGCUAGUCGCAUGUACAUUAAGAAAGGUUUGUUAUCGAUGGGGAUCCCAGUGCCCUGUUCUGUUCUAUAGUACACAUAUCUGUGAGUCAGAAGUCCACAUGUGAUUAUGAUACAUUUAUUAUAAUGCUGUUGAUAGAGUCUAUCAGUUUGUUCUUCAUGGAGUUUAUUUAGCUUUUUCUUAGGUGUGUAUCUUCUUAUUAAAGCCCCCACUUUCAAUUCCACCGAAAUAACAUGUAUCUGUGUAUCGGUGUGUAAAUGUGAGGGAUAAGCCACUGAUAUAUGCCCUGCUACCCCAGUUGGUAAAUGAGGCCCAAUAAUAAACAGUGUGGGGAUUGUUCUGGAAUAAUUGCAUUGGUUUCAUUGUACCCAAAAAGCUAAUUACUGGAUAAGCAGAUCGGGCAUUCUGAGGGAGUUGGUGUUAAAAGGGAAUUACAUGUGUAGGACAUGUAUUCCUGUUCCUAUAGUGUUAAAACCUCCUCCUCCACACCCUCCACCCGUCCCCCCAAAUAAAUUAUAGUAAAAUCUUACCUUUCUAAGAGUCUGCUGCUGCUGCCCCUACCUCUGAUAUGCCUGCUUGGCUGACAUCAUCAGAAGUGUUGAACAAAAGCCAAUCACAAUGCAGUCCCAUAGGAUUGGCUGAGACUGUCAAAGAGGCAGGCCAGUGGCAGAGCCAGCAAACGUCAAAUACAGCCCUGGCCAGUCAGCAUCUCCUUGUAGAAAUUAAUUGAAUCAAUGCAUCUCUGUUGAGAAAGUUCAGUGUCUCCAUGCAGAGGAGACGCUGAAUGUGCAGUGCUGCUUAUUUUGCAGCACUGGCAAAGGAAGCCGCUUUAGCAGCCAUCUGAGGAAAACACCGCAUUUUCUCUGAAAAGACAGUGUUUACAGCAAAAAGCAUGAAGGUAAUGAUUCUACUCACCAGAACAAAUUCAAUAAGCUGUAGGUAUUCUGGUGACGAUAGUGUUCCCUUUAACAAAUAUAUAUAUUCGUGGGGUGUGCAAAGUAUCAUAUAUCAUGUAAAUAUAAAUUCUGGCAGUCACUUCAGAGAAAGCAUACAGAGAAAAGGAGACAUGAAAGAAUGUAUUUAUUUAUAUUCCUUAUUUACAAUUUCUGCCCAGGCUGUGUCUGCACUGAGCUGCAUUAUAAUGACACUUGCUAAAUCUGAAUACAAAUUUAUAUUUAUAAAUUUAAUAGGAUUAUACUAAUAUCAGUUACAUUUUCUUAUUUGAUCCCAUUUGUCUUUACCACAUAAUUUUAAAUAUCUUAUGUAAUAUUAUAAAUAUAAUGUUGGGUGAAUAUAAUGUUGAGUGGGUUGGUUUGUACUUGUUAACCCUGAAAUGAUAAAUCAGAUGAUGUAUCAGGGUAUCGUGCUAUGAAGAUAGUUGCCCAAAUUGUAAAUUUGUACAUACAUUAACAAACAAAUCUCUUUGCAGGUUUUAAGAUUAAAAAAGAUUUUAUGAAAAGAGCUGAAAAGUGGUACGGAUCUAAAACACUUAAUUUAGCAAAGAACAAGGAGCAGAAUCUGGAAUCCAUUAAUGAGUGGGUCAGAAAAGCAACAGAGGGAAUGAUCCCAAAAUUCCUCUCGGAGAUCCCUGCAGAUAUGGUAUUAAUGCUGCUCAAUGCCAUGUAUUUUAAAGGUAAAUUGGAUAAGAGGUUUUUGUGUAAUAAGUACAUGUAGCUUUUACCUGUUGUUAGUCAUGUCUUGGUUAUUAAAAGGAACACUCUAAGUCCCAUAACCACUACAGCCCACUUUAGUGUUUGUGGGGCCAGGAGUUCCUUGGUGCCGUCCCACUGUAAGUACUAAAGCCACUUUAGGACAGUUUGACAACUUAUCUGGGUUCCUCAUAGUGCCCGCAAAUGCAGCACCUGCUUCUGGUCAUCUCCUGCAAAAGAAUCAUAUUCUUUAUUUAUGCAGGGCAACCCUCAUUGACUGGCCAAUGACACACUCCUGAACUGGCUCUACUUUAUUCUAUAGACCCAUCCUGCUUGUCCUGCAAAAAAAAAUCACUGGAUUGUCUGUGGUUGAUCCAGUGAUCAAAUAACAUUAGAAAAUAACAUAUAUACAUGACAUCUUUUAUAUUGAAGGUCUGGGGUAGUUAUACAACUGUAGUGUUUUACUGAAUUAUCCCAAGUUCUCUAGUCUAGAAGUUAAGAGGAUGCUAUUUUGUUGAAAAACUUUUUUUUAAAAAAAACAAAACAAAACAUUGUUUAUUAGCUUUUUGUUCCUGUACAUAACAAGCUAGUUAUCAUGGGUGUGUUUUAUCAUUAAAAAUUUACUAUAUAUGCAGAAGGCCAAUUUAACAUUCUUGCCAAAUACUUUUUAAUAUCCGCUUGAAAAAGAAAAAAAAAAUGUACAUGACUUGGAAAUAAAAAUGUGUUUUAACAAGGAAACAAGUAAACGUUUUUAUAUUUUUUUCUUUCUCAUGGCUGGUUUUACUAGUUCAGUCUUUGCGGAAAAAAAAUUUGGAAGCACAACAAGAAGUGAAACUGCCACAUGUGAGCUAUUAUUAUUUUAUAGUUUAUUCACUACAGUAAACACUAUGCAAGAGUGUGUACUGGGAAAAAUAUUCCAACAAAAAAAAGCAAAAUGCUCCUCUUAUUUCCUCUGAGUGCAGUGAGUAGCCAUUUUGAUAAUCUUUAUAUUUCCAUGAUGCUCAAGUCUUAAACUUGCAAGUUUGCAAUGGAUGGAGGGUUGUCAUGAGUUGCUCUCAUUCUGUCGUUGGGGACUAUCUUGGUGGCAAUUCACCAUGAACCCAGAAUGUUUUUACAUACAUAUUAAAUGUAUUUUCUAAUGUCUAUAUAAUGCAGUAAAACAAUUAGCCAGCACCUACUGCAUGGGGAAGAAGUCCAGACGCCAGGGACCCGUUAAAGCAGAGGACCCAUUGCUCCUAUCUAUAUUACCCUGUAGAUUGCAAUAUCUAUCUGUUAUGUAUUGGGGUGUUAUGCAGUCCACCUUCCAGUAGAUGGCAGCAUAGUGAAGUUAUGCACUUGUUCUGUUGUGUUAGUCUCUCGUGUUAUGUUAUUAUGUGUGUGUACUGAAGUAAAGAGAAGUUCUAUUUUACUACAAUGUCUGAGAGCCAUUUGUGAAUAUAUAACAUGCGAAUACAUUAAACUGGCGACGAGGAUGGGAUGUCAGUAAAUGGACACUGCAGAAUACAUAUACAGGAAAUAAAAUCACCCCGAGUGAGGAAGUAAAACUUUUCUUUUGGAAUUCUAUUAUCUACAAAUAUUUCCAGCAUGGCUUCUCUGGGACACAUGGAGAAAUUUGAUCUGGUUAAUCCAUCCUCAUGGGACUCAUAUGCUGACAGGUUAGUGUUUUUCCUGAAGCUAAUAAGGUGUGUUGCUGCUCUCCGGUGCUGAGCUGGUAGUGAGGCGGCUUUGGCGGUUACUCAAAGUGUGCGCAGCCAGAAGACAUGGCGGGCCGGUCUAUGCAAGCAGCUCGAUGCCCUACAGAUGAACUCUCUCUCACUAACUGCGCCGUUGUCAAUGAGAAAGAUUUCCAGUCUGGCCAGCAUGUGACCGUGAGAACUUUCCAAAAUAGGGGCUGUAUUGAGCCACACUUUGAGAAAUGGGGUUGAGGCUCCUAUUGCGUUUUAUUCACGGACUUUAUCUACUACAGAGAGGAAUUAUGCCCAAAUUGACAAGGAGGCUUUAGCUAUUGUGUCCGGUGUAAAAAAGUUUCAUGACUAUUUGUAUGGGCGGAGGUUUACUAUUAUAACAGAUCAUAAACCUUUAAUGGGUCUGUUCACCAGCAAUAUUCCCACUCCUCAAAUAAUUUCACCACGCAUGCUCAGGUGGUCCCUUAUGCUGAAUGCCUAUGAUUGUGAGUUCAAGUAUCGUCCUGGCAAGGAUAUCAAACAUGCUGAUGGAUUAAGCCGAUUACCUUUGCCUUCUCCUGACUUCCUUGUUCCUCCUAUGUCUGAGGUCCUCAUGUUGGAAUCCAUUCCAAACCCUCCGUUACAUGCAAGUGACAUUGCUUGUAUGUCUGCCAAGAAUCCUUUGCUGUCCUGUGUGCUCAACUGGGUUUGGAAGGGGUGGCCAAAAUCAAAAGUGGAAGACAAGUUCAAACCAUUUGUAGUGCGCCAACAUGAACUAUCUGCCUAUAAAGGGUGCCUAUUAUGGGGAAACAGAGUGGUAAUUCCAAAUGCAGGACAAGCUCGAGUAUUGCAUGCUCUUCAUGAAGGACAUCCUGGAAUAGUUUGCAUGAAAGUUUUAGCCAGAAGUUAUGUUUGGUGUCCUAAAAUGGAUGAAGUUAUUGAAAAGUGGGUGAAGAACUGUGUACCAUGCCAAUCUACUCGUCAUGCUCCACCUAAAGCCUCAGUACAUCCUUGGGAAGUGACUAGAUCACCUUAGUCCCGUUUACAUAUAGAUUUUGCUGGCCCUUUUCAUGGACAGAUGUUUUUUUUAGUUGUUGACUCCUUUUCAAAAUGGUUAGAAGUUGUUCCAGUUACAUCUGCUAUCUCAGUCACAGUCAUAAAGAUUCUAAGGAGUCUGUUUGCUACACAUGGGUUGCCAGAUACAAUUGUGUCUGAUAAUGGAACACAAUUUACCUCAUCAGAAUUCAAACUUUUCAUGGCAAGUAAUCUUUUUCGACAUGUUACGAUUGCCCCAUUUCACCCAUCAUCAAAUGAUCAAGCUGAGCGUAUGGUUCAGACUACCAAAGACUCAUUAAAGAGAAUUAUUGAAGGAGAUUGGAAUCGUAGACUUGCAAAUUUCCUUCUGCAACAACAUAUGACACCAUGCUCAAGCACUGAUAGUAGUCCAGCAGAGCUCCUUAUGAACCGGCGUCUUAAAACUUGUCUGGAUCGUUUACAUCCUGAUUUGACAUCUGAGUUACAAAAGAAGCAAGAAUUGCAAUUCAAUAAGAACUAUAAUGCUUCCACUGUGAGAGUAUUUGCACCUGACAGUGCUGUCUAUGUCAGGAAUUAUGUUUCUGGGCCUAAAUGGAUACCUGCAAAAGUACUUGUGGCCACAGGACCUUUGUCAUACAAAGUUCAAAUUCCUGAUGGUAGAAUAUUAUGAAGGCAUGUCGAUCAGAUUAGCAAAUAACGGGAACGGAGAUUAGCAAAUAGCGGGAACGGAGUGAUGAGAUUGUGCCUGCUAUCGGUCUCAGUCAUACCAGGUUUUCAGUGAUACCAGAUGAUGUCGAACCACUGGGUGAUACAGGUGUCAGUUCUCCAGGAGUUGUUGUUGCAGAACCAGUUCCUUGCGGUCCAUCUGAGAAAGCACAGGAAGAAGGGAUGGGCACAACUGAAGGUCUAGGUGAAGCAGCUCCAAACAUGGUUUUGGGGCGCCCAAGAAGAAAUAUUCACCCUCCCAGUUAUCUCAAAGACUUUGAGGUCUAGGGGGGAGGAGUGUUAUGUAUUGGGGUGUUAUGCAGUCCACCUUCCAGUAGAUGGCAGCAUAGUGAAGUUAUGUACUUGUUCUGUUGUGUUAGUCUCUCUUGUGUUAUGUUAAUAUGUGUCUGUACUGAAGUAAAGAGAAGUUCUAUUUUACAACAAUGUCUGAGAGCCAUUUGUGAAUAUAUAACAUGCGAAUACAUUAAAGUAUCUAAUGUAAGCAUACUUGUGUUAUUUAAGAGGGAUAAAGGGUCAAGAGCGCAAUCGGGUGGAGGGAGUUAGAGUAACGCGGCAACUGGAAAGACCAACUAUCAUAUUUACCUUCAGUAAAACACCCCUCUCCCUUUUAACCACCCUUCCCUAAGCUCUGGGCCAUAGAGCAUUCUAAGCAGCUUACAUGUUAGCAAAUGAGUUUGAUUGUCUCAGAGAUACAUUUAUGCCGACUGCCUUAUUAUAUUCAUUGAAAAGUGUUUUCACAUAUGUCUCUAUAUAUGUUGUCCUCAAUUUAUAUUAUAUCUAAACGGGGCUCUGUCCAACUGUUAUAUCUACACUUAGCAUGCUUUUGGAAUAUUGUCAAUGAAUACAAUAUUACUGCUGUUUGAAUUUUACGCCCCAAAAAAUAAAGAAUAAUUUUUUUUUUUUACAAAAAAAAAACCAAUUAGCCAGCCUGUAUUGCCCCUUUCAGUUAAAAAUUGCUCUAUGAUUGCAAAACUAGAAUAAAUAAUGAAUCGUUUUCAUUGCCAGAACUUAAUUCAGGUAACAAGUCGUGGGAAAAUCAGAUGUAUUUUAAUUGAUUUGGAUCAAAUUCUUUGCCUUCUGUGAUCAUUUAGCUGGAGCACAGAGCACAUGGAUUUUGCAGGCCUGUUGUCCAUCAUGUUUCAAUUUUUCUCCAUUUCAUCAAGAAGUUUAUUUGUUGUAUUACAAAUACACCAUGUUCCAAAUUAUUAUGCAAAUUCUAUUUAAGUGUCACAAAGAUUCAAUAUUUUGUUUUUCAGUUUAACUCAUGGAUGGCAUUGUGUCUCAGGGCUCUUUUGAUCACUGAAAACAAUCUCAGACACCUGUGAUAAUUAGAUUGCCAGGUGAGCCCAAUUUAAGGAAAAACUACUAAAGGAGGGUGUUCCACAUUAUUAAACAGAGCACCAUUUUCAUGCAAUAUGGGAAAGAAAAAGGAUCUCUCUGCUGCCGAAAAGAGUGAAAUAGUUCAAUGCCUUGGAUGAGGUAUAAAAACAUUAGAUAUUUCACGAAAACUUAAAGGACCGCUCUAGGCACCCAGACCACUUCAGCUUAAUGAAGUGGUCUUGGUGCCAGGCCCCUCUAGGAUUAACCCUUUUUUUUAUAAACAUAGCAGUUUCAGAGAAACUGCUAUGUUUAUAAAUGGGUUAAUCCAGCCUCCAAAUCCUCUAGUGGCUGUCUCGUGACAGCCGCUGAGGCGCUAUGCGUGCUUCUCACUGUAGAAAUCACGGUGAAAGGCUAAGCAUCAUAGGAAAGCAUUAUAAAUGCUUUACAGGAACUGAGCUAGCUCGCAGCGUGCAGCUCAUGCUAUCUGCGCGGAGGAGCCCUGGGAGGGAAGCGGAGAGGGGAGGAGGAGAGCUCCCCGCCGGCGCUGGAACAAAGGUAAGUUUAACCCCUUUCCAUACCAUCCAGCCCCGCGGGAGGACCCUGGCGUUGGGGGCUUCCCUCAGGGCACUAUGGUGCCAGGAGCGGUAUGUUUUCCCUGCACCACAUAUGGUCAUCCACAAGCGUGAUCAUCACACUAUUAAGAGAUUUGUGGCUGAUUCAGAGCACAGACGGGUUCGUGCAGAUAAAGGCACAUUGAGGAAGAUUUCUGCCAGAUCCAUGCAUCGGAUCAAGAGAGCAGCUGCUAAAAUACCAUUACAUAGCAGCAAACAGAUAUUUGAAGCUGCUGGUGCCUAUGGAGUCCCACAGACAUCAAGGUGUAGAGUCCUCCAACUGUGCAUAAACCUUCUAUUCGGCCACCACUAACCAAUGCUCACAAGUAGAAACGGCUGCAUUGGGCAGAAAAAUACAUGAAGACUAAUUUUCAAACAGUCCUGUUCACUGAUGAGUGCCGUGCAACCCUGGAUGGUCCAGAUGGAUGGAGUAGUGGAUGGUUGGUGGACGGCCACCCUGUUCCAACAAGGCUGCGACGUCAGCAAGGCGGUGGUGGAGUCAUGUUUUGGGCCGUAUUCAUCGGAAGAGAGCUGGUUGGCCCCCUUUGUGUCCCCGAAGGUGUAAAGAUGACCUCUGCAAAGUAUGUGGAGUUUCUGACUGACCACUUUCUUCCCUAGUACAGAAGGAAGAACUAUUCUUUCCAUAAUAAAAUCAUCUUCAUGCAUGACAAUGCACCAUCUCAUGUUGCAAAGAAUACCUCUGCAUCAAUGGCUGCUAUGGGGAUAAAAGGAGAGAAAGUCAUGGUGUGGCCUCCAUCCUCCCCUGACCUUAAUCCUAUUCAGAACCUUUGGAGCAUCCUCAAGAAAAAGAUCUAUGAGGGUGGGAGGCAGUUUACAUCCAAACAGCAGCUCUGGGAGGCUAUUCUGACAUCUUGUAAACAAAUUCAAGCAGAAACUGUCCAAAAACACACAAGUUAAAUGGAUGCAAGACUUGUGAAGCUGCUAUCAAAUAAGGGGUCCUAUGUGAAAAUGUAACGUGACCUGUUAAAAUGUCUAAAAAGUUAAAAUGUUGUUAUACGUUUGAUUGAAAUAGCUUUUGAUUUCAGUAAAUAUGCUGCAAACAUCAUCUUCAUUUGGAACAUCAUCCCAAUUAUUUUUGAAUGUAUACCUUUUGCUCAUAUAAUGGUUUAAUCACAUUGAUAGCUGUACAGAUAUUGUUGAUUGCUGUGGGGCUUAGCACCUGCAGGAUAAAAUUGCAAAUGAUGACUUGAUGAUAAAAGACAGGACAUCAGAUUGCUUAAAGGACCACUCUAGGCACCCAGACCACUUCAGCUUAAUGAAGUGUUCUGGGUGCCAGGUCCAGCUAGGGUUAACCCAUUUUUUAAUAAACAUAGCAGUUUCAGAGAAACUGCUUUAUUAAUGGUUAAGCCUUCCCCAAAGCCUCUAGUGGCUGUCUCAUUGACGCUAGAACAUGCGUGCUUCUCAUGGAUUUUCACAGUGAGGCAUCAGCGUCCAUAGGAAAGCAUUGUGAAUGCUUUUCCUAUGUGACCGGCUGAAUGCGCGCGCAGCUCUUGCCGCGCGUGCGCAUUCAGCCGGCAGGGCGUAACGGAGGCGGAGAGGAGGCAGAGAGCUCCCCGCCCAGCGCUGGAAAAAGGUAAGUUAUUACCCCUUUCCUCUCCCCAGAGCCGGCGGGAGGGGGUCCCUGAGGGUGGGGGCACCCUCAGGGCACUAUAGUGCCAGGAAAACGAGUAUGUUUUCCUGGCACUAUAGUGGUCCUUUAAGAGUCAAGCUAGGCGACAACUAGUACCCAUGGUCCCAAACUGCCAGGAUCACUUUUAGUGGCUACUCAAUUCAAGGGAUUUUUAAUAAUGGUUGUAAGAAGCACCAAGAUCCCAGUUCAGAUAGCGAAUUAAUAAAACAACAACUUCAGUCAACCUUGGUCUUGGUACAGAGUACUAUAGUUUUUAUUGUGCCUGGUAUGCCCUGGUGCCCCUCAAAUAUAAGUAGUCCAACAGUUUGCUAAUGGUCUGCCUUCUUGCCUGAGGUCUGCCAGACGUAACAAUCCUCUUUAUGUUUGUAGAGACACAAGUUUCUGUUAGGAGCUUCUCUUAGCUCUCAUGAGGCUGUGUGGGACCUGCUCAUUGGCUAAGAGUGUUAGCCAAUGGCUUUCAGCCAAUGAACUAAGCUAUGCACAGUUGAGCUUAGCUGAGAGUUUCUGGUUGUCAUAAAUGGCAGUGAAUGACGCCUGGCACAUCCGAGGUAAGAAAUCAAACUGUUAGCGGCGUACAUUCCGCGGUCGCAGGGGAUCACAGCUGCAACCGGGCCGGUCACUCCAGGGGGCCCCGCUGCCCUGCGGACUCCUGCAACCAGGUGCCUGCCGCCAUGUGUUGCGGCCCAGGCCAUGCAGUAUAAUUGCUGGGGCCACAGGUGAAGGGGCCCAUCGGGUUGCCAAUGCUGUUAGGGCCACCUGAUGGAAAUGAAUUGAAAUGAAUAUCAUCAUCAGAGUGGGCCGAGUAACAGCGUGACCGGACCAACUCUGAUGAUGUCAGACGCUGGGAGGAAUGACUGCCACGGUCACUCCUCCCAGCAACCACCAGAAGCUGCGCGGGAGGAAGCAGAGGGAGUCAGAGUGGGAACUCUGACUCCCAUCAACCUGAGCCACUGGACCCCAGGGAAGUCACCCUCCUGCCCCUAAAAGGUAGGUAAUAGGAGGGUGACUAAAAUAUUUUGCAUGUGUGAGUGUCUCUGUGUGUCUGUGUAUGUGUGUCUAUGUAUGUGUGUAUGUGUCUGUAUGUGUGUCUAUGUAUGUAUCUGUGUGUAUGUAUGCAUGUGUGUGUAUCUCUAUGUAUGUGUGUCUGUAUGUAUGUGUAUGUGUGUCUCUGUAUGUAUGUGUCUCUGUGUGUGCCUAUUUAUGUGUGUGUCUGCGUGUGUGUGUGUGUGUAUGUGUGUCUGUAUGUAUGUGUCUGUAUGUGUGUAUCUAUGUAUGUGUCUGUAUGUCUGUGUCAUUGUAUGUGUAUGUAUGUGUCUGUAUGUAUGUAUGUAUGUGUGUCUCUGUGUUUCUCUAUGUGUCUGUAUAGGGUGGUGUUGGAGGGGAUGGGGUGGAUGGUGGGGCACCAUAGAUUAGUUUUGCAACGGGGCCCCGUGGAUUGUGUGUACGCCAAUGCUUAAAGUGUUCCUUUAAGGUCCAUAAAGUAUAAGGGUAGUCAUCAACAAAGUGUUUUUACACUUUGUGUAUUUCAAAAAACAAAAAGCAUGCUGUAGUGGUUAGCGCUUGUACAAUACUGAUAUAGUCCAAAGGCAGCUCGAUCACCAAAAGCAGAGUUUCUCUUGUCCGAUAGGGGGUAGUAUAAAACAGGAAAAGAAGGUGCAGCGUCUGAAGUGUCCUUUAGGGAAUGUAUACAAUGAUAAAAAGGACUGAUAGUGUAGUAAGCUAAAAACUUAUUGACAUCACUUGAUCAUAUAUAUGAUACUAAGUUUGUCUGUACUUACAACAGCCUGUUCUAUUCGUACGUACUAUAGCCUAGUCUCAUAUCUGUCUUCUAUAUAUAAUAAUUUUUCGUUUGAUCUUCAGAAUAUUUAAAGGACCACUAUAGGCACCCAGACCACUUCAGCUCAAUGAAGUGGUCUGGGUGCUAGGUCCAACUAAGGUUAACCCUGCCUGCUGUAAACAUAGCAGUUUCAGAGAAACUGCUAUGUUUACCUAUGGGUUAAUCCAGCCUCUAGUGGCUGUCUCACUGACAGCCGCUAGAGACGCUUCCGCGCUUCUCACUGUGAAAAUCACAGUGAGAAGAUGCCGACGUCCAUAGGAAAGCAUUGAGAAUGCUUUCCUAUGGACUGGCUGAAUGCGCAUGCGGCUCUUGGUAUGCAUGCGCAUUCAGCCAAUGACAUCAGAAGAGGAAGGAGAGUCCCCAGCGCCGAGAGAGCCCGGCACUGGAGAAAGGUGAGGGUCGGGGCAAUCUCAGGGCACUAUAGUGCCAGGAAAACGAGUUUGUUUUCCUGGCACUAUAGUGGUCCUUUAAAAUAAUCUCAGGUUUGUCAUGUGGUAAACGCAUUACAUUAUUAAUCAUGUUUCCUUUUUUGAUGUAGGUAUUUGGCAUAAUAAAUUUGACCCCAGCAUGACUGUGCAAGAUACAUUUCAUAUAAACGAUGAACUGACAGUCCCAGUGGAUAUGAUGACAGCCCAGAAAUUUCCUCUUCGCUGGUAUAAUCAUGAGCUUCUCGACAGUCAGGUAAAAUGUUAACUCAGAACUGGGAUGGUUUUUGAGAUCUCCACAAAUGCCAAGCAUGCAUUUUUAUAACACAGCUUUUGAUACUAGCAUCAGGCUCUGCUUUAUUAAGGUUUUAGUGAGAUCGUAAAACCUUAAUAACGUUUUGGUGGCUUGUCUGUUUGCCUGCCUGCCUCAGUCUGUCUGUCUGUCUGUCUAGCUAUCUAGCCAUAAAUAGGCCUAUGAAAUUCAACAGCCAAAAGCUGUUUACAUUUUUGACUAUUUGCCUGAUGACUGCAGCCAGGUAAAUAGGGGUCAAUAUUAUUACCACGUUAGUACAAGGGAGUAGUUACACCUCCUCUAUACCCCCACUCACCAUUCUGCUAAACAGCAGCUACUGCAGCCAUUAUUAAUAUACAUAGGGGACCCAGCACAAUUUACACAAUUCUUAGGCAGUAUGUGUGUAUGGAUGUAGGUAUUAGGCAGUGUGUGUUUAUGGAUGUAGGUAUUAGGCAGUGUGUGUGUGUAUGGAUGUAGGUAUUAGGCAGUGUGUGUGUGUAUGGAUGUAGGUAUUAGGCAGUGUGUGUGUGUGUAUGGAUGUAGGUAUUAGGUAGUGUGUGUUUAUGGAUGUACGCGUUAAGCAGUAUGUGUAUGGAUGUAGGUAUUAGGCAUUAUGUGUAUGGAUGUACGCAUUAAGCAGUAUGUGUAUGGAUGUAGGUAUUAGGCAGUAUGUGUGUGUAUGGAUGUAGGUAUUAGGCAGUGUGUGUGUGUGUAUGGAUGUAGGUAUUAGGUAGUGUGUGUUUAUGGAUGUACGCGUUAAGCAGUAUGUGUAUGGAUGUAGGUAUUAGGCAGUAUGUGUGUUUAUGGAUGUAGGUAUUAGGCAGUGUGUGUGUAUGGAUGUAGGUAUUAGGUAGUGUGUGUUUAUGGAUGUACGCGUUAAGCAGUAUGUGUAUGGAUGUAGGUAUUAGGCAGUAUGUGUAUGGAUGUACGCAUUAAGCAGUAUGUGUAUGGAUGUAGGUAUUAGGCAGUAUGUGUGUUUAUGGAUGUAGGUAUUAGGCAGUGUGUGUUUAUGGAUGUAGGUAUUAGGCAGUAUGUGUGUUUAUGGAUGUAGGUAUUAGGCAGUGUGUGUUUAUGGAUGUAGGUAUUAGGCAAAAAACUUUUAACAACUUUAAUUUCCUAGGACAAAAUGCAGAAACUGUUCUCUAAUAGCAGUUGUUUAUUUUACUUGUAAAUCUGACUCCUAUAUAUCCGUUGUUUACUUGAUUGAGUAUAUUUAUUGGUGACUUUCAUUUAGGUGGCCAAGUUACCUUUCAAAGGAAAUAUGAGUUUUGUUGUUGUUACACCCUUUCAAUUUAAAUGGAAUAUUUCCAAGCUCCUGGACAACUUUAAUCAAAGUGACAUCUACCAUCGUUUCCCAAGGCCAAAGCAAACUUUGUUUAGAAUGCCAAAACUAAAUCUGGACUUUAAACUAGAGCUAACUCAGGCUCUGAGCAAUCUUGGUAAGAACCAAUAUGGCUACAUUUAAGAUGUUCAUCUCUGUAAUGUGACUGAAAUUUAGAACAGUAUAUUGGCAUAGCCUUUCUCCAAAAGAUAUUAUGAAUAACUGUUAUCUAAUUAUUACAGAAAAGUGGCACAUACAGUUAAACAUAUAACUGGUUUGCGUUUACAGGAACAGUCCGUGCACCAUAGCCACUAACUAGAACCACUAUAAGCCCUAGUAUCAUUAUAAGCAGUCAAACCACUUUGAUGUAAUGUGUGGGAUCUGCCUGGUGUUGUUUCCCAUCUCUUCUCAGCCUCCAGAAGAGCCAGCAUAUCUUGUAGAUUCUAUAAGCUAUUCUGAACUAAGUCCUGCAGUGUAAAGGAGGUUCAUUAGUUAAAAUCAUUGCCGGGCAGGGGCGAACCUAGAGCAUUUGGCACCCGGGGCGGAUCCCUGGCCCCCCCCCCCAAAUAAAAAACCUGUAAAAAAUGUUACGUUUUUUUUUUUUUUUUUUCACAAUUUGUAAACUUUGCAGAACCGCUGUCAGCCCCUCCUGCAAAGCCCUUGUCCUGCCCCGCCCCCUCCUACAAAACCCCUGUCCUGCCCCCUUCUACAAAUCCUGUACUGCCCCCAUCUACAAAACCCCCACAAUCCCCUUCCACAAAUCCCCUGCUUAUCCCCCCUUAUAAAGACUCCUGUCCCAAUACAAAACCCCUGCCCCCUUCUACAAAAUCCCUGCAGCCCCACGCACACAUUUACAGGCAGACAGUCACACACUCAGUUACAGACAGUCACACACUCAGUUACAGGCAACAUCAAACAGUCACAGGCAGACAGUCACACAUACAUAGUCACAUGCAGUCACACACACAGUUAUAGGCAGACAGUUACACACACAGUCAGUUACAGGUAGUCACACACAGUCAUAGCCAGACAGUCACGCACAAAGUUACAGACAGACAGUCACAUAUACAGUCACUCACUCACACACACAGCCACAGGCAGAGAGUUACACACACUGCCCCGUCUACAAAACCCCCACAAUCCCCUUCCACAAAUCCCCUGCUUAUCCCCCCUUAUAAAGACUCCUGUCCCAAUACAAAACCCCUGCCCCCUUCUACAAAAUCCCUGCAGCCCCACACACACAUUUACAGGCAGACAGUCACACACUCGGUUACAGACAGUCACACACUCAGUUACAGGCAUACAGUCACACACAGUUACAGGCAGACAGUCACACGCACACAGUCACACAUGCAGUCACAGACAGUCAUGCACACAGUCACAUGCAGACAGUCACGUAUACAUUGACACACACACACACAACAGCAGCAGACAGUCACAUCCACACAGUCACAGACAGAUAUUCACACACGGUUACAGGCAACAUCAAACAGUCACAGGCAGACAGUCAGGCAGACAGUUACACACACAGUCAGUUACAGGUAGUCACACACAGUCAUAGCCAGACAGUUACACACACAGUUACAGGCAGACAGUCUCACACACACACAUACACACACACACACACAGUUACAAGCAUACAGUUACACAUACACACAUACACACAAAGUUACAGGCAGACAGUUACACACAGACAGUCUCACACAUACACAUGCACACACACAUUUAUAGGCAUACAGUUACACACAUACACACACAAAGUUACAGGCAGACAGUUACACACAGACAGUCUCACACACACAAAUACAGUUACAGGCAGACAGUUUUACACACACACAGUCACACAGACACACACAGACACACACUCUUACUUACAGACAGUGGGCUGGAGGAGGACUGGAUUCCCUGAAGUCCUUCCCUGAAGUCUGUGGAGAAGCAGGUAUUCCAUCUUGCUGCACCUCCUAACAGCAGCGGGUAAGGGCCAUAUUAAGCCCUGCCCCCGCUGCCGGUUUGGCUCCGCCCACGUUUUUGCUUAUCUCCACCCCCACUUUACCUCCGUGCGGCCAGUUCAGCAGCUUGUGUGAGCUGUUCUGGCCGCCCCGGCACCCUAACUGCCAUUGGGGGGGGUACUGUGCGGCCGUACAGCUCACACAGCCCCCUCCAGCUCCCAGACCAGGUCAUGGCACCCCCCACCCUGGUGGCACCCGGGGCGGACUACCCCCUCCGCCCCCCCUUAGUACGCCACUGUUGCCAGGUUUAGUUCAAUUCUAAAAUAGUUUGAUUACUUAUAUAAGGAGGGCACCAUGGCAUUCUGAAGUGGUUAUGAUGCUUGUAGUUUUAAUUUAAACACAAUUUAUCUGGCACAAAAAUUAAAAGUAAAGGGUGUUAAAUUGUUUUCAAAUAAUCUUUUAGAUAAACACAAAUGUACAUGGACGGUGUUAAAAUUGAAACUGAAAAUCUUGUCUUUUUUGCUAUAUAUGUAUAUAUAUUUUGGCUACCCUUAAUGCUUUUAAAAAGCUCCCCAGCAAACAUUGGGGGAGGGGGGACCUACGUCUGACAUUGACAUCCCAUUGGCCAGCCCCUCUGUGAUGUUUGGCUGUUCGUCCCAAUUCUAGUUGACACUAGUCAACUAAAAAAAUCCAUUUAAAAAUCCCACACACACAGAUGUUGAAGUCUUCGGUGUCAUGUUAGAGGUGACACAGUUACAUUAGAGCAGGGAGAAGACAGACACAUGCAUGCAAAUAGUGAAUGUUAAAAAUUAAAACACAAAAUAGAUUAAAUAUUUUAUAACGGAUUGGAACUGUAAAUAAAUGUUUAACUUUUUGAUGGUAGUGAUCAUUUAAUUGUGGUUUACUACAAUCUCGAAAUUAUGAAAGUAUACAUAUACAUAUCAUUUAAGAUCAGGGCCAGCCCAUCCGGCUCCAGGUGACACUUUUACAGGGGUGGCAUUUUGCCACCCCUGUAUACUGUAAAGUGCCUGCUAUGUUGCCUGGGCCAGCUAUGCAUAUAUAUAGUGAUUACCGCUCUAUAUAUAUAUAUAUAUAUAUAUAUAUAUAUAUAUAUAUAUAUAUGCAGCUCUGGGCCCCCGCUUCCUUGUCCUGUGGAGAGGGGGCCCAGUGGUCUGAUCUUCGCCUCCUGCAGCUUCAUAUCUGCUCGUCUUAUAACACCGCGAGAGCAUUGCAGUGGAUUAUCAUGGCAACGAUCAGGCAUGCAUAACGUGCCUCACGGUGCGUUGCCAUAGCAACCUGUGGCUCGCAAGUGCAGAAGACAUGAAGCUGCAGAAGGAAGAUCAGGUCACUGGACCCCCUCUCCACAGGACACAGCAAAAUGUGCCACUGGAUCACCAUGGAAACUAGUGCCCCCCUGAUUACAGGUAAGAGGCAGGGAGGGGGAAAUACACUAUAUCAUACUUAAAAUAAAAUUUAAAAAAUCACCCUUCACAGCCCCACUACACACACUAUAUGUACUCCACACAGACACACAUACAAUGCACACACUACAUACACUACACACAGACACUGCAUUCACUACAUGUACUACACAAAGACACACAUACACUGCACACACUACAUGCACUACACAGAGACAGAGCAUCCAUUACAUGCACUACACACAUACACUGCACACACUACAUGCACUACACACAGACACUGCCUUUACUACACACACUACAUACACUGCAUCAACACAUACACUGCAUCCACUACACACACACUCUGUAUCCACUAUACACAUGGAUACAAUGCAUUCACAUAGACACUCUGUAUCUCCGGUUGUGUACGAGGUUUGGGGGGAUGGGGGGGGGUGCGCAGCAUUUCACCCUUCGACCCAGGCAGCACAAUGUCUUGGGCCAGCUCUGUUAAAGAUGACAGAUAAGCUCUGUAACAAGAGCGAGUGAAUUUCCAAACCCUUGCAUUGGAAGGAGAUGAAUUUUGAAAGAACAGAUAAAAUAUACUUUUCUGACCCAUAUUUAUUCAAGUUAAUGCUUAUUAGAGACAAAACAAAUCAUAUAACGCUUUGUGCAAAAUGAUGUUUGAAAUAAAUCAGCAAUUAUUUUGACUACUAGUAACCUCUUUACUUGUUUUAUAGGACUUGGCCAAUUGUUUUCAAAACCAGAUUUAAGUGGAAUUUCAGAUGAACCAUUGUAUGUAUCCAGCGUUCAACACCAAUCUAAUCUGGUGCUGAAUGAAGAAGGGGCCCAAGCUGCUGCAGCCACCGCAGUAAUUACAUCUCGUUCCCUCGCCUCUUAUAGCAUCAACCGUCCUUUUCUGUUUUUCCUUUUCGAUGAUGCAACACGUCUGCCACUGUUUCUGGGAUAUGUUCGUAACCCUAGCCCUGAUUCCUAUUACAAGAAAAAGGAAUUAAAUUUCCAGAGCAAUCCAGACAAGGGUUCCAUACCAAAAUAG